Carassius carassius (crucian carp) is the source of this 3874-nucleotide messenger RNA. RefSeq names its product rho guanine nucleotide exchange factor 18-like. NCBI's taxonomy places the organism in Eukaryota, Metazoa, Chordata, Actinopteri, Cypriniformes, Cyprinidae. Bases 145 to 2982 code for a protein of 945 amino acids. Gene Ontology annotation, biological process: regulation of Rho protein signal transduction. Gene Ontology annotation, molecular function: guanyl-nucleotide exchange factor activity. Gene Ontology annotation, cellular component: plasma membrane. The transcript has 19 exons. The record is from RefSeq and is a predicted model, not a curated record.
CUUCCUCAGGCAGAGAUUAUUCAUCCUGCGUUUGGCUGUAUCUGCUCCAUGACAUACCAGGCAUGACCCUCUUACAGCACAGAUAAACCUGCGUCCUCCAGAUCCUAACCAUCUCCAGUUAUCACCCCAGCCACAGAACAAGAGAUGGAAGAAAUCGAUUUUGUGAGGUUCAAGCCCUUGCUAGAAGAUUCAAAUGUCCCAUACUCUACUGACACCAUCAAUAUUGAUGAUGGGCGUUAUAAUGCACUACGUGAAGAUCUAGAAGCAGAUGCUCGGGACUUUGAGGCUCCCACCUGGAGUUUAGCUGUUGACCAGCAAUAUUUAAAAGAGUAUUCCAAAGACAACAUUAAAAGACAAGACGUAAUACAUGAGCUGAUUCAGACAGAAAUAAACCAUGUGAGGACACUAAAGCUGGCUUUGGGUGUAUAUGUGCGGGAACUACGCGAGACCCUGCAAAUGGAUGAUAUGCAGCUGGAGAGACUGUUUCCACAGGUGGAUAACUUGCUGCAACUGCACCAGCUUUUCCUCAACCGCCUUAAACAGCGGAGGAUCGAUUCUUUAGAGCCAGACAGCACCCAGAAUUACUGCAUCCACAGUAUUGGAGACAUUUUUAUCGCACAGUUUUCAGGUGAAAUAAGAGACAGACUGCAAUACUGCUAUGGAGUGUUCUGCAGUCACCACACUGAUGCAGUCAACUUCUUCAAAGACUUGAUGCAAAACAGCAAGAAAUUCCAGAGUUUUAUACGAAAAAUUUGUCAACUGUCUAUCGUGCGGAGAUUAGGAAUAUCAGAGAUAAUUCUUCUUAUAACACAGCGCAUCACAAAGUAUCCGGUUUUAUUUGAACGUGUAAUUAAAUACACUGAAGUUGACUCAGAGGAGCAUAGGAACUUGGUACACGGUCUGGUACUGCUGAAAGAAACUAUCUCAAAUGUAAAUACCCAUGUUGAUGAGUUUGAGAAAGCGGCACGGCUCAGGGACUUGAGCAGUAAGCUGGAGCCCAAGUCCCAGGUCAAGACGACCCAUGGGAGAGUGUUCCGCAGAGAGGACAUGCUGCAGGGCGAGAGGAGGCUGCUUCAUGAGGGCGUUCUCAACUGGAGGCUAACGUCUAACAAAAGCAAAGAUGUUCUUGUCUUGCUGUUGUCGGAUGUUUUGCUGCUGUUACUGGAGAAAGAUCAACGACUUACCUUUGCCUCUCUGGAUGGCAAGCCUGCGGUGAUCUCACUGCUAAAGCUUAUCGUGCGUGAAGUGGCUCACGAUGAGAAGGCCUUGUUUCUGAUCUCAGCCUCCUCGGACAAUCCAGGAAUGUAUGAGUUUCACACCUCCUCCGGAGAGGAGCGCAAAACCUGGAGAGACCAAAUCUGGAAGGCUGUGGAACGAUGUCCUGAAGAGGAGAAAGAGGAGCCAGAAGAACUGCCUGAGAGGAUCUGGAACUUUCAAAAGGAGCUUUGUAUGUGUGAUGCCUUGAUAGAGCAGCUCCUCAUAGAGAAGCAGAGUUUAUUCUCCAGCUUCACGGUCUAUGGGACAGGUGUCACCGACAUCUCACCGAGUGAGCGCCCUCUGCUGCAUGGGAUCGUAGCAGAGCCCCUGCAGGGAGAACAACUCCUCACUGGAGCCGUAAAAGAUGUGGAGAUUUUGCAGAACAUGCUGAUAACUUGUGAGCAGGGUCAAACUCCUUCCUCUGGUGAGGGGAUGGAUCUGGUCCCACUAUCCAAGAGACCAGGUGCUGUCACAGGCUUUGACGGUGAUGCCUGCACGCAGCCAGGAAAUGGUAUUGGGAGUUUAAUGGAAAGACAGAGAGACAGAAGUCAGUGGGCCAGCUCGGACCCUGAUGAAAACCAGGAGCUGUCGGCAGAUAAAGAAAUAAUUCCACGAAGUUGUGGUGCAUGUCCUUCAUACUUUCCUAAAGCAGAGCUUUAUGACACAGCAACUAAAUUGUCUCAGAAGCUUUACAGCCUUCAGUCCGUCUUCCAGCAGCUAGAGAGCCACAUAGAGGUACAGCGCGCCACUAUUGAGGAGCUGAUGUCCCGUCCCCGGGGAAAUACUCUCCUCGAGAAAGAAAAGCAACGGAACAUGGAAAAGCAGCGUGAGGAGCUGGUCAACUUCCAGCGUCUCCAGAAUCAGCACCGACAGGAGCAGGUGCAAUGGGAGCAGGAAAGAGCGCAGGUGCAGGCGGAGGCGGAGGUCAGGGAGAUGGAGCUGAGGGACAGAGAGCUGGAAUGCAGAAAACAGGAGAAAAAGCUGGUAGAGGAUAAACAGGAACUAGCCAGGUGUAAAUCUGAAUACCAGAAGGAUCUGGAGCGCCUCAGAGACUCAAUGCGCUUAGUGGAGAAGGAUAGAGAAAAGGUGGAGAAGGACCGAGAGAAGCUGGAGAAAGACAGAGAAAGGCUGGAACAGCUGGAGAAGAAGUAUAAGAAGAAUGAGAAUGUUCUAAACAAUGCCACCUUUCCCAUGGAGAAUGAACAGAUACAGCUAUCUCCACCUUACCCCAUAUUGAAUAUGGUUCCUCCCGACUUCGACGAGAGGCCGCCUCUGGUACCGCCACGCAGGGAGAGCAUCGCCAACCUUCCUGUUAAACCCGAAGUGCCCAUCCACCUCGUUAGCACCACCAACCAACACCACAAAGCAAGCUCCGUUCAACAGAAGAUCCCCACCAAGCUGGCUGCCCAACCUAAAGGCAAGGAGAAGCACAGCAAGCCCAGGAACUCCCACCAGCGCACCAAGAGCGCAGCUGGCAUAGAGGUGUCUCAGUUACUUCCCAUCAAAGUUUCAGGGAAGGAAGGAGGCAGUUUAAGAGGCAUCAGAUCCAACAGUCCCCACCAGCUCAAUCCUGAUAUGUUUAACCAUCCAGAGAAGUUAUCCAGCUCCGAAACCUCUCAUUCAGGAAACGGCACCAAGAACCACAAUCAAAAUGCACAUGGUACCCAUCCAGGACACGGUAAAACCAAAGACAACGCAACUGCAGAAGACAUAUUUUACUUUUAAUAACCCUAUGCAAUCUGCAGUGAUUGUUAUCACUUUAACAAGACCUGCACUGAUGUAAGUGCAUUUUUAAAAAAAUGGACUCAUGCAGAUUUUAAUUAUAAAGUUUUGUUGUUGUAGUUUGUUUUUACUAUGAUUUAAAUUUCAUUGGGAAAGAAAAAAAACAUUCAUUCGCAGAGAAAACUGUUUUGGAGGAUUCACUGCCAGAAGUAGUUGAGAUUUAGGCCUCUUUACUUUAAGUCUGUUUCCUAAAAGAUUUGUGAUCUUAUCAUCCGACGGUCACAGUAUAUCAGUACAAAAACCAGUUCAGGUCCACAUGCUGUUUUUAGUUAUUUAUUGUGUUUUAAUUCAGGGAUGUUUGAUGCCCACAAGUGUUGCACUGGAAAGUCUUAUAAGAGUCAUGUAAUCAAGAGCUUCUCGGUCUUGACCUAUUUAAAGUAUGGAAUAUGUUUUAAGCUUAAAAGUGUAAAUUCCUUUUUGGAGUUUUUCUCCAGUUUCUGCACAGAUCGUGGGAUCUUUUACAUUGUUUUGUUUCCUUUAACUGGAAAAUAAUGUUAUAUUGACCAAAAGAUUUGUAGUAUUUUAGAAAAGAAAUACCUAUGUGUUUUUCUUCGUGAGUUGGGGAUACAUUCUCAUCGCUACUAAAUAUCAAAGGUACCACUGCUUAUCUUUUUUUAGUUUUUGUCUAAAUUCAUGUGGCACAAUUCUGUUGGAUCAUUAUUUCUAUUUCAUACAUAGUCUGGAUUUUCUUAGAAUAAAACAAUCUUAAGCAGAAAUGUACAUUGUAAAUACUGCAGAAGAAAUACAGCUUCUCUGGUUCUCUCAAGGAGUACUGAUGCACUUUUAAGUGCUUGUCAUUUGCUCUGUUACAGAAAUAAACAACACCUGUAUACUC